This is a messenger RNA of Penicillium canariense, 2052 nucleotides long. Its product is annotated as peroxisomal copper amine oxidase. The coding region runs from base 1 to 2052 and encodes 683 amino acids. Gene Ontology annotation, biological process: amine metabolic process. The transcript is spliced from 3 exons. Gene Ontology annotation, molecular function: copper ion binding; quinone binding; primary methylamine oxidase activity. Lineage: Eukaryota; Fungi; Ascomycota; Eurotiomycetes; Eurotiales; Aspergillaceae. The record is from RefSeq and is a predicted model, not a curated record.
AUGGUUCUUGAUCGACUCCAGCAGUUGACCCAUCAGGUCAGCGCGAUGGCCGCGCCGCGACACCCUUUUGAUCCCCUGUCUUCGGCAGAGAUUGAUGCUGUGGUAGCUAUCGUGCGGAAGGAACAUGGCGCGCUCCAUUUCAACGCGGUGACGCUAUAUGAGCCGCGCAAGGCCGAGAUGAUGGCUUGGCUGGCGAAUCCGGAGAGUGCGCCGCGCCCAGUGCGAAAGGCCGAUGUGGUUGUCAUUGCACCGGGAGGGAAGGUGUACGACGGUGUGGUCGAUCUGGAGCAGAACAAGAUCGUAGACUGGAAGCACACACCCAACGUGCAGCCCUUGAUUACCAUGGAGGAUCUGCAGGAAGUCGAGCAUGUGGUGCGAAAAGAUCCCAAGGUCAUUGAACAGUGCUGUAUCAUCGGCAUUCCCGCAGAGGAUAUGCACAAGGUGUAUUGUGACCCAUGGACAAUUGGAUACGAUGAGCGCUUUGGCAAUGGCGUGCGUCUGCAGCAAGCUCUCAUGUACUACCGACCCCAUCCCGAUGACUCUCAGUACACCUACCCUCUCGACUUCUGCCCCAUCUACAAUGCCGAGACCAAGCAGAUCAUUCACAUCGAUGUGCCUCCAGUGCGACGGCCGAUCAACAAGGCCCCGCCAAACAACUAUCAUCCCGCUGCUAUUGAGAAGGAGGGUGGCUUCCGGAAAGACAUCAAGCCGAUUCACAUCACCCAGCCCGAGGGUGUUUCAUUCGAGGUUAAGGGUCGCACCAUCGAGUGGCAGAAUUGGAACAUCCACGUUGGCUUCAACUACCGCGAGGGCAUUGUCUUGAACAAUAUCACGUUUAAUGAUAAGGGCAAUGUUCGACCGGUGUUUUGGCGCCUCUCGCUGGCAGAGAUGGUCGUUCCGUACGGAAACCCCGAGCAUCCCCAUCAGCGGAAGCACGCUUUCGACCUUGGUGAAUAUGGCGGCGGUUAUAUGACCAACAGUCUGGCCCUUGGCUGCGAUUGCAAGGGUGCCAUUCACUAUAUAGACGCUUCCUUCGUCAACCGUGCUGGCGCGUCUACUCUCAUCAAGAACGCCAUCUGCAUUCAUGAAGAAGACGCCGGUAUCCUCUUCAAGCACACCGACUUCCGCGACGAGUCGAUCGUGGUGACUCGCGGCCGCAAGCUCAUUAUCUCGCACAUCUUCACGGCCGCCAAUUACGAGUACUGCGUGUACUGGAUCUUCCACCAGGACGGCACCGUCCAGCUGGAGGUCAAGCUGACUGGUAUUCUGAACACAUAUUCCAUAAACCCCGGUGAGGACACCAAGGGCUGGGGCACUGAGGUGUACCCCGGAGUCAACGCGCACAACCACCAGCAUCUGUUCUGCCUGCGGGUGGAUCCCAACAUCGACGGUCCCAACAACACAGUCUUCCAGGUUGAUGCCGUGCAGGGCCCAGGCGAGGUUGGUAGCGCGGAAAACAAGUACGGCAAUGCCUUCUACGCAAAGAAGACUAAGUUCACCACUCCUCGCGAGGCAAUGUCCGACUAUGACGGCUCAACUAGCCGUACCUGGGAUAUGGCCAACACCAACAAGCUCAACCCACACAGCAAGAAGCCCGUCAGCUACAAGCUUGUCAGUCGAGACGUGCCACCCCUUCUUCCCAAGGAGGGUGGCAUUGUGUGGAAGCGGGCCGGCUUCGCGCGUCACGCGGUGCACGUCACCAAAUACUCCGACGAGGAAAUCCACCCCGCGGGCCGCCACGUUCCCCAAACCUCCGGCGAACCUUCGCAGGGCCUGCCUGCGUGGAUCGAGUCCGCUGGCUCGGAGUGCUCAAUUGACAAUACGGAUAUUGUCCUCUGGCACACAUUCGGUCUGACCCACUUUCCCUCGCCUGAAGACUAUCCCAUCAUGCCGGCCGAGCCCAUGACACUGCUCCUCCGUCCUCGUAAUUUCUUUGAUCGCAACCCUGUUCUUGAUGUACCGCCGAGCUAUUCGCGUACACCCACACAAGUAGCAUCUGGGGCAGGAGCUUGUGGGUGUAAGAAGAGCGACGGGUCGAGCGUUUUGGUUUAA